GAUGAGAGCUCUGAGAUGCGCUCUGCUUCUCCUCCUGCUGCUCCAGUGCGUUUCCUUACUGCCCGUGUCUCACACUCAGCUGGAGCACGAGGACGUGAAGGUGAUUAAGUGUAUCGUGGAGGUGCUGGCUGAUGCCCUGAGUGAACCUCACUCCCUCCCCGUGUCUCAGCAGUGCCUGGAAACCCUCAGGACCGAUGACAGACUCAUGACCGUGCUGCGUCACCAGAACUUCCUCCAGGAGCUGCAGGACAUCGCUGUUGCAGGAGCCAAUGAGAGAUCUGAGAAAGGAAUAGAGGAACGUUCUGACCACGCCCAGGACCUCCAGGAACCUGCAGAUCAGUCCAUGCUGAUGGCCGUCCUGACCCCGGGAGAGACGGUGAACAAGAGAGGAGCGGAGGAGGAGAAGGACCAGGAGUCUCAGGAGAAUGACAUCAUCACCAGUCACGAGGAAGAUGAGAAAGGAGAACAAGUGGUGAUGAAGAAAACAGAAAAGAGUGAGGAAGAAGAAGAAGCAGAUGAGGAAGGAGCACCUGGAGCUCCAGAACACAAACGUGUGGAGGAGGAGAGUCAGGAGGAGAAGCCUGUGGAGAAAAGUCUGGGAAAGCAGAAACCCUGGAGUCGUAGCAGGGAGCUGGUCCAUGGCAGGGCUUACAGCCAGCAGGAGGCGCUGCACCACUCCAAAGAGGUGUGGAAGAGCCCUGAGGAGGAGGAGCUCCAGAUGAUGGCAGGAAGAGACCCAGAGGAGGGCAGCGCCGCCAAGAAGACUGAGGACGCUGAGAUGGAGAGCUUGGCUGUGAUGGAGAACGAGUUGGAGAACAUGGCUGAGAAACUACACAAGCUUCGACGUGGCUGAAACACACCAGCGUUCCUCCUCGAGAGGAACCUUCUGUCUGAAAUGCACACGGCUCUGCAGCGUAAACACACAUCCAGGACAUGAUCUGCUUCAGCUUCACCUCCGUCUCGCUCGCUUACUGAAGAACACGUGACGUUAAAACAACAUGAGAAAAAAGCUGUAGUAGUAGUAAUAAUAAUCAUCAUCAUCAUCAUCAUUAGUA
This is a messenger RNA of Neoarius graeffei (lesser salmon catfish), 1055 nucleotides long. RefSeq names its product chromogranin A (gene chga). Lineage: Eukaryota; Metazoa; Chordata; Actinopteri; Siluriformes; Ariidae. The transcript is spliced from 8 exons. Gene Ontology annotation, cellular component: secretory granule. The record is from RefSeq and is a predicted model, not a curated record. Bases 2 to 853 code for a protein of 283 amino acids.